AUGUAUGUAUGUAUGUAUGUAUGUAUGUAUACAUUUAGUGUAUGCUUUGAGGGUAUUAUGUCUGUAAUAAGUGCCAAUACCUAUGGUUAUUUGGCAUCGGCUCUGGCCUCAUCUUCCUGGGUGGAAGUGUGA
Spirodela intermedia is the source of this 132-nucleotide messenger RNA. Lineage: Eukaryota; Viridiplantae; Streptophyta; Magnoliopsida; Alismatales; Araceae. The record is from the annotation of a GenBank genome assembly.